Molecule: messenger RNA, 792 nt
Organism: Puntigrus tetrazona (Sumatra barb)
Lineage: Eukaryota; Metazoa; Chordata; Actinopteri; Cypriniformes; Cyprinidae
Gene: mphosph6
Product: M-phase phosphoprotein 6
Exons: 5
Coding region: 157-657 (166 amino acids)
Biological process (GO): maturation of 5.8S rRNA
Source: RefSeq, a predicted model, not a curated record
UUGCUCGACUAAUCGAGCCUUGCACGUGUUGCGACGGCGCGUGCGCAGACUUCACGUGGCCCCGUAUUUAUUUUAGCUUCGUGCCGUCCAUGUGGAACACAUAGGAAACGGUCAGUUAAUAUACAAUUAAAACGCGCAGUUUCGCUCCUGUAUAAAAUGGCGAAGGACGGCGCAGCGAAACUGUCCAAAAAUCUCCUGCGGAUGAAGUUCAUGCAGAGAGGUCUGGACGCGGAGGCGAAGAAGCAGCUGGACGAGGAGGAGAAGAGGAUCAUCAGCGACGAGCACUGGUUCCUGGAUCUGCCCGAGUUCAAGGCCAAAGAAAACUAUAUAAUUGAGGAGAGAAGUUACGCUCCCUGCGAGGAUUUGGUUUAUGGCAGAAUGUCAUUCCGAGGCUUCAAUCCUGGCGUCGAGAAAUUAAUGUUGCUAAUGAACGCGAGCAAAGAGGAAGAGGACGAAGAAGAGGACGAUGACGUGAGCAGAAUGGAAAAGGAUAUUACCGAUGAAGACAUGGCGAGAAGAUACGAAAGCUUGGUCGAGAGCAUGAGAAAUAAGUUCGCCAAGAAACGAAAUCGCUCCGAGGUUACCAAGAGCGAAGAGGACGUCAACUGCAACGAAGUUAACCGACCCAAAAAGGCGUUCCUGAAACCACAGGACUGAGAAAUUUUAUUCACACACACGCUAUACGUGUAUAUAGAUGUUUAUUUUUAUGCAGCGGACAUUUUUUUUUAGGUUAUUUUUAUGUGCAAUGACAACUACAUGCAUUGUUAAAAGGUACAAGUGGAUUGGUUUAAA